Molecule: messenger RNA, 953 nt
Organism: Lingula anatina
Lineage: Eukaryota; Metazoa; Brachiopoda; Lingulata; Lingulida; Lingulidae
Source: RefSeq, a predicted model, not a curated record
AUGACCGGGAUCGACUAUGAUGGAAAAGACUACAUAUUUUUCGUAGCCACGCUGUUGCAGAAGGCGCCAUUAGCCAACCCACAAGCAUAUAAUACAAAACCAGAACCAACCUUACAUGGAGCAUUUAAAGUGAUCCAAGAGAAAAUAAGCUCAAAAAGUCCACAGUUUAAAAUCCUUAUCUCGGGGCCAGGAAAAACCAUUCUUGUCCUGUUGCAAGGCGAGAGUGCGGUAGUAGUGACAUACGCUGUGGAACCCACGGCCUUGCCCACGCCGCCAACGCCAUCCCAGUUACCCCCAACACCUUCGACUACCUAUCCCACGCCUUCGCCGAUUAAAGAGACAACAUCCUCUGGCUCUGUUGACACGACAACGGAAACCAAAUCUACGUUGACAACUUCAACAAAGACGCCUGAACCAACAAAAUCAACUAUCACAUCAAGUACAUUAUCUAGUGUGACACCCAAACCGUGCACUGUACCAACAGUUACAGCAAAACCAUGCACGUGUCCUACUUAUACAAAAAACACUUGUGCACCAUGUCCAACAGUGACGCAUCCACCAACACCAACACCAAAAAUUGUCACAAAGAUGGUUACAGUACAGGUUCCUUGUCCAACGGAAACGGACUCAACGACAACAGUUUUACCAACAACGGCAUCGGUUGUCACCCCCUCGGCGGCUGAUGUUAACAGUACAGAUAACCCCACGAACGAGACUGAAUGCGAUGCUGAAGAAUAUAGGAAACUUCUUGAACAGCGCAACAGAAACAAUGAAAUUGGACCAGGGGCAGUCGCGGGAAUUGCAUUAGGAAUGCUGUGUGUGGGCUUGUUACUUGGUUUUGUGGCAAGCAGAGUAGCUUGUCGGAAGAAAAUUUAUAAAAGGAACAAAAGAGAGUCAAUAGCCAAUUUCAUAAAUGACCAGUACAACGAAGACGCAACUCCGUAUUAGUAGCC